GUUUUGUACGUUGCUCACAUUUAUAAGAAGACGUUCUAUUACCAGUUUCGUUUAAACGUCCAUUUGUUGGCAAACAGUUAAGACGUCUUUACAGCAACACAUUUCAAUUAUCAAAACUUAUAUACCGUUAUAUCAAUAUGUGGAGAGUUAUUUUAAUAUCGACAUGUGUUUUGUGGGGAGUUAUGGAUUCAGAAGCUGCUUCUAAACACAUGAAAAAACGUGGAGUCGGUUCCUAUUCUGGUAGCUAUUCCGGCUCAAAUGGUGACAAUGGUGGUUACGUAGGAAACUACAAUGACUACGAUGAUUUUGGUUAUGCUCCUGAUUUUGGUUUCGGUUUCUUGGAUCCUUACGCAUUCCAUCAACAAUUGACCUCACAAAUUUUGGCCCAACAAGCAGCUCAACAAAAUGCUAUAGCCUCGAUUUUAACUAUGGGUGAUGCAACGGUGACAGCUGAAGCUUCUAAUCUGCCUAAUGAUAUUCCAGAUUAUGAUGAACAACAAGCUGCUUUCUUCGACAAUAUCAGACAUCAAAAUCAUUACAGUUACAAGGGCGGCAAGGGUAACCGUUAUGCUCCCAACUACUCGGCAGCUGCUGCCUCUUUAGGUCCCGCCGGUGGUUACCAAACAGCUUUCAUAAGCCCUGAAAAUCCUAGCAUUCCCAAUGUUAGCAACCGCUUUGGAUCGUCCAGCCCCGGUGGCUACAAGGGUGUCUCGGUUAGUUCUUUCAGCUCCAGCUCAGAUGUUAAUGGCAAAAAGACCAGUCACCGUGGAGCUCAAACGACAAUCAACGACAAUGGUCGUGUAACCACCUACAAGGUCAAUUCAUAAGAUGUGAAAUUUCUGUGAAAUAGUUUUCAUAAGUUUUAUUUUUUUUACUUAUACUCUUAUAAAUUAUUUUAUUUAAUUAUUUGAUGAAAUUUCUUAUUUAAUAUUUUCUUAAUUUUAUUUAAAUUGUACUCCUAUCUAUAUUAUAACGAGAAAAAAAAACAACACAACAUACACACAACAAAAAUUAUUCAAAAAAUGAUAAUAAAUUAUUUAAUACUCAUAUCAAUUAUCAAGAA
Calliphora vicina (urban bluebottle blowfly) is the source of this 1063-nucleotide messenger RNA. RefSeq lists its product as uncharacterized. NCBI's taxonomy places the organism in Eukaryota, Metazoa, Arthropoda, Insecta, Diptera, Calliphoridae. The transcript is spliced from 6 exons. Bases 138 to 827 code for a protein of 229 amino acids. The record is from RefSeq and is a predicted model, not a curated record.